AGUCGAGUUCACAUCAGCGAUAACAACGUAACCCUAUCAGCGCGAUAGUGAUGAAAACGCCUAGGCUGCAAUCCUUUGAAGAUAAAUUCCAAAUUAUCAUUUAAUUUCUGUGUGCAAUUAAGCACGGUUGAUAUUGAUAAUCAAAUUUCAUUAGUUUUAAGUAUUUACCAUUACCUUUGGGAAUUUGUUGGAAACAGCAUGAAAAAGCUGGGAACCAUUCGCGUUUUACUGUUUCCUUGUUAAUAGUUGAUGGGGAAAACGAAUUGACCCAGUUGGAACAAGAACACCAAAUGUGGCUGAACUCAGUAGCUACGAAGAACAGUGAUAUGUUGCCUAUUGGAAAGACGUCGUCAGAGCCUGUAGACGAAGAUGAAGAUGAAGAAGAUGAGGAGGAACAUGAAGAUGAUGACAGCGAAAGUCGUGAAGCAGAAGACAGUGAUAUAGACUCCUUUACUGUCAAUGGGCCAAACUUUAAUCGUGACCUUGGUGAAGGUCCACCUAGACUUGCCAACCUUACUAUGGAUCUCAGUGAAUAAAAAGUCAAGCAAUGUGCAUUAGAGUUGCAUGUUUCAUUAAAAUUAAAUGGUCAAUUAGAAAGCAAGGUAUCCGAAUGACUACAUUUCAAUUAAAGAAUGAUGAACUGUUUGAAAGUUUAAAAAAAUGCUGUCACUGUUUAAGUGAAAAUAUGCAAUUUCAGUGGGAAAUAGUCUUGUCAAAUAAUAUUUUUCGAUUCUUUAAAACUUGAAUAACAGUAAUAACGAAUCGUAAUAACAAUUAUAUCUAAGUUUAAAAUGAUUUACGGAGAAACGCUGCUUGACUCGAGUAUUUCUUGAUUGUAUGAGUUUCAUCUAGUUAUAAACAGGUAUUUAACGUAAGGACGGGAAACUUUUUUGCUGUCUUGUAUUUCUUUCUUACCGCCGUUUCGGAUCAUUUUGAUACAACCACUGAAGCGA
Molecule: messenger RNA, 953 nt
Organism: Daphnia carinata
Lineage: Eukaryota; Metazoa; Arthropoda; Branchiopoda; Diplostraca; Daphniidae
Product: anaphase-promoting complex subunit 15B-like
Exons: 3
Coding region: 291-536 (81 amino acids)
Biological process (GO): regulation of mitotic cell cycle spindle assembly checkpoint
Cellular component (GO): anaphase-promoting complex
Source: RefSeq, a predicted model, not a curated record